UAGAGAAAUAUUCAACAUGACUUCAAAAAAAUGGAUAAUCAAUUAUAUUAUAUUAGUACUAUUUUUCAACUUGAUUGGUUUAUUAUAUAUUUUUGGAGUAGCAAAAUAUAUUACUGAUUUUGAAGAAAAUACAUGUGAAAUGACGUACAUGUUUGAAUAUCCGCAAUAUGUGAGGAUAUUUUUAAAGAAUGAUUUAGAAGAGAAAUAUCCGCGAUUUGCAUUAUAUGCCUAUGGGGAAGGUUUUGCCACAGAGAAAUUGAGAAGAAUGCAUUUUUCUGGAAUUCCAGUCCUUUUUAUACCAGGAAAUGCAGGAUCUCAUCAACAAGUACGAUCUAUUGCUUCAGUAAGUUUAAGGAAGAGUUUAAAAAACAGGACACCAUUUCAUUUUGACUUUUUUACUGUUUCAUUUAACAAGGAUUAUUCUGCAUUAUAUGGAGGUGUGCUUAUGGAGCAAACCAUUUAUGUAUCGCAUUGUAUAAAGACAAUAUUAUCCUUGUACAAGGGUAAAAUGGACAGUGUCAUAUUGAUUGGACAUUCUAUGGGUGGUAUUAUAGCAAAAGGAGCCCUUUUAUUGGCACCGAAUAUGAAUGCUUCCUUAGCAAGCAUGAUAAUAAAUUUGGCUACUCCUCAUACUCCUGUCUUGGCUCUUGACAAUUCGUUUGCCAAUUAUUAUCACAACUUGGAAAACCGUUUAGGCAUGAUUAAAGAUGCGGGAACAAAAGUGGUGUCCAUCGGGGGCGGACCACGCGAUAUACUCGUAACUGCUGCACAAACUCUCGAUCGUACAGCAGAUAUUAACGUUCUUUCGACGAGUGUGCCUGCUGUCUGGAAAUCGACGGAUCACUUGAGCAUUCUAUGGUGCAAGCAAUUGGUCUUUGCGAUCGUACGUUCUCUAUUUGACUCUGUAAACAUGGAGAAACCGCAUAGAAUCACGUCAAAUCCCGACUUGAAAAUGCAGGCCUUGUUCUAUCACUUUUUACAACAUAGUUCAGGUAAAAAGCUAUACCACUACAAAGAGCAGUUUCAUUUCGAUACUGAUAGUGAGUGGAUCAAUGUUAUGCCUCAACAGUAUGUCUGGAACAAUAAGAAUAUAUCUAAAAGGUCUUUUACUGUGUAUCUUAUGGUAGAACUAUCCCGCAAAUCUGACUUUUUAACAAUCGAUGCAAUAAACUUGGAGAACAAGGAUUGGUUGUUUGGAUGUACAGCAUCCAAAAAGCAGGAGCAAAGGAAAAUUUGUGAAUGGGGUUGGAACUUGACGAAUAGAACGAGAAUUUUACCGGAUCCUCUACAUCGAACAAGAAGGGUCGUCGAUUUAGACCUAAAAAAAAUUAAUUAUCCGGCUAUCACACAUAUUGUAGUGAGAGUAACUCCAAACGAUUUGAAUAAACAUUUAAUGAUCAGCUUCGAUUCGUACUUGUACGAGAGUCGAGUUGAGUCGACGAACAAGUUCAUGCGUCUAGAUUAUCUUCUUGAUUUCCGCAAGUCUGAUUACAUUAAAACUGGCAAAGGCAACGUAAGAUAUUACGUGGCGCUCCCCAACAUUAUAGAUGCGGUCGCGAUCGAAGUGAAAUCAGUGAAUUGCAUCAAUACCAAGCAGCACACUAUCGCCGAACUGGUAGAACCGUGGAACAUAGGAGCCACUCAGUUAAGAUUUUUCACGAACACGGAUGACGGUCCAAAAACGAUGAAGAUUCAGACUCUCUACGGGCGUCCCAAUGAAACGGCGAGUCUGAGACUGACAUUGGAUCCGGAAUGUCUUUACGCGAUUAAAGUUCGACCAGGUGGAAUCAUCGAUAAGAUCUCUUGUAGAGUACGGGAUCGUUGGCCGUUGCUUUAUAUAGCAAUCAUCAGUUUACUCCUGCUUUUCUUAUCUGCAAGAGUACAUCGAGAGUCCGACACUCUGCCGGUGAUAAUCGUGACUGUUGUAUUAUCCUUCAUCUUUAAUGUCACUUUCGAAACCUGCGUUGCUUUAUGUAUCAUCGGCCUAUCCGCUGCCUAUGUGUGCUUCUCAGUCAUAUUUCUCGGUUCCAUCAUAAAACAUGGAAUACUCACUAAAUUCCUAGCACGUGCGAUAGCUUUUUCUACCACAUGGAUGGACUGGUUACUGCAUGGUUUAAAUGAGAUACCAUUACUUACGACUGUUCUUAUAGUGUCUUUAACUAUGACAACAUGUGGAGCUUUAGCUAUGAUCGUCUCGGUGUUGCUUUACUACGUGAAAUUAACGAGGAUGUAUGAGGACUAUUUGGAAGAGUUAUUAAUGGCUUCACUCCAGCAUUUUGACUGGUUGAAACGUUUUAAGUUUACAGGAAGCAGAGAAAAAAGUGACAGAAGUCAAGAGAUAUAUAAUCAUCUCGUUCUGUUUUUACUGUGGAGUUUUGCUGCAAUACCAGCAAUCCCGUCCGUCUUAGUAUGGGCGAAAAAUUUUAGCUACGACAUGAGACUCACCACGGAGGACUCUGUACUUUUUAUAAGUUGGAUGAUAUUAGCUAUGUAUUACGCGUUGGGUGCAAAAUUUAUUCCUAAUCAUAAGGGAAAUCGUUCACUUAUAUUAAGUAGUAUAAUACGUCUAACGAGCUGGAUCGUUCUUUCGAUGACUGCGGCACCGCGUCCAUUUUUUUAUCAUUGGUGCAUGUCACCUAUCGUAGCCAUGACAAUGAUGCUUAUUGCAUUAAAUUCAUUAAUUCCCUAAAGUCUGAUUCAAAUAAUAAUUGGAAAAUAAUUGUUUUUUUUUCUUUAAUCGUUUAUCGUUAAUAUGGCAUUUAAGACAGUAUUGUAUACAUUAUGUCACAUAAUUUACAUAAUAUAUUACUUCGUUAAGAAACUAUUAUUAACUUAUAAUGCAAUCGAUCGGAAAAUUUAUCUUGUUCUACAGGCUCAUUGACCGACUAAAUUAAAACUAGCAACAGCUGUGUUGUAGCAUGCAAAUAUUAAGUUAUACGGAAAUAGUCGAAGUACACGAUUAUAGCGUAUAGAUUUAUCUCGAUGUAAUCCAUUUAGUAUACGUUUACGAUGUUUCAAUAAUAAUUAUAACAUGACCAGAAAAAUACCUAUGUACUAUAACGCAAGUCUGAAUCCUGAGCUUAUUGUGAUACGUAGGUAUAAAGAAGAAAACGAGUAUAAUUUAUGUACAAGUCCUCUUGAGAUUGAUAUAAUUUAUUUGUUAAGA
Molecule: messenger RNA, 3166 nt
Organism: Harpegnathos saltator (Jerdon's jumping ant)
Lineage: Eukaryota; Metazoa; Arthropoda; Insecta; Hymenoptera; Formicidae
Gene: PGAP1
Product: GPI inositol-deacylase
Exons: 10
Coding region: 17-2689 (890 amino acids)
Biological process (GO): endoplasmic reticulum to Golgi vesicle-mediated transport; GPI anchor metabolic process
Cellular component (GO): endoplasmic reticulum
Molecular function (GO): phosphatidylinositol deacylase activity
Source: RefSeq, a predicted model, not a curated record